This is a messenger RNA of Phasianus colchicus (ring-necked pheasant), 1970 nucleotides long. RefSeq names its product insulin like growth factor binding protein 5 (gene IGFBP5). Lineage: Eukaryota; Metazoa; Chordata; Aves; Galliformes; Phasianidae. Gene Ontology annotation, biological process: regulation of insulin-like growth factor receptor signaling pathway. Gene Ontology annotation, molecular function: insulin-like growth factor I binding; fibronectin binding; insulin-like growth factor II binding. Gene Ontology annotation, cellular component: extracellular region. The record is from RefSeq and is a predicted model, not a curated record.
UAUUCAGUCUCUUUAGAAACUUCUCCAGGGGAAAAGUGUUGGGAGAUCUACAAAGUGGAUUUUUUUUUCCUUUUUCUUUUUUUUUUUUUUUUUCUUCCCUCUUUCUCCCUGUUUUUUACCGCUCCUCUGCAGACUUUCCAACCAAACACUUCCAUUUUGCAGAAAACUUCUUUUUUCCUUUUUUUUUUUUUCUUUUUGCCAUUUUUGGGGGCUUUUUCUCUUUCUUCACUUUUUUAAUUUUUUAUUUUUUUUUAUUUUUCAAACCUUGGAAGAGGAAAGCGAGAGGGUUGAACAGAACCGAUCGAAACACCACUUUGCUUCAUACCACGCUUCCCAGCAGCUCGCUGCGUCGGGAGAGACUUCUUCUCCUCCUGCAGAAGAAGGGGGAGGGAAGGGGAGCUUUGCAUCCCCUCUUCCUUCUCCUGCGCUUUUCUUUUCUCCCCCCCCCCCCCCCUCUUGACUGCUUUGAUGCCAUAAGAGCAGGACGCUGGGUUUCAAGGAACUUUGCUCCCUUCCCAACCUGCCUCCUCCCAUCCCUUUGGGUGCGUGUGCUUGUGUGUGUGUGCGGUCCCAUCCCACUCCCCAACCCCUGCAACCUGUAGGCUGCAGCUCCCCGUGCAACCUUCUCUCCCUUUCCCUCCUCCUCCCCUCCCUUUCUCUUUCUGCGCUCCCGCGGAUCGCCGUGCAAUUCCCCAUUUCCAGGCGAAAAAAGAAAGAAAAAGACCCAAAGCAAACGUAGACCCUCUCCCACAGCAAAAAGAAAAGCGGGGAAGCUCUCGCACCCCGAGAAUAACCCUCAGCCUGGGGUGCCCGCAAACAGGGGCUGCGCUUUCAGCCCCUUUUCUUUUUUAAAUUCUCCAGUUUUCUUUUUUUCUUUUUCCUCCCCCCCUCUCGGAGGGGCCAAGCGGGAAGCAGACGUCCCCCGCCCCCGCCGGCGGCAGCCCCGCGCCCCGUCCCGCAGCAUCCAUCCCCCCGCCGCGAUGCUGCUGCGGCUCCUGGUGCUGCUGGGCGCCUGCCCGGGGCUCUCGCGGUGCCUGGGUUCCUUCGUUCAGUGCGAACCGUGCGACGGCAAAGCUCUGUCGCUGUGCCCUCCGCCGCCGCUGGGCUGCGAGCUGGUGAAAGAGCCGGGCUGCGGCUGCUGCCUCACCUGCGCCCUGCCCGCCGGGCAGCCCUGCGGCGUCUACACCGAGCGCUGCGCCCGAGGGCUCCGCUGCCUGCCCCGCCAGGGCGAGGAGAAGCCGCUGCACGCCCUGCUCCACGGCACCGCCGUCUGCCUCAGCGAGAAGAGCUACCGCGAGCAAGCCAAGGCCGAACGGGAAUCCCGUGAGCAUGAGGAGCCGACCACAUCGGAGAUGACGGAGGAGACCUAUCCGCCCAAGGCCUACCGGCCCAAACACGGCCGCCUCUCUGACCUCAAAGCUGAGGCUCUGAAGAAGGACCGCCGGAAGAAGCUGACCUUGGCCAAGUUUGUGGGCAUGGCAGAGAACACAGCACAUCCCCGCGUGGUCAUCCCCGAGCUCCGGCAAGAGUUUGAGCUGGGCCCUUGCCGCAGGCACAUGGAGGCCUCCCUGCAGGAGCUGAAGAGCAGCCAGCGGAUGGUCCCCCGCGCUGUGCAUCUCCCCAACUGCGACCGAAAGGGAUUCUACAAGAGGAAGCAGUGCAAGCCCUCCCGGGGACGGAAGCGUGGGCUGUGUUGGUGUGUGGACAAAUAUGGCAUGAAGCUGCCGGGGACUGACUACCUGAGCGGAGACCUGCAGUGUCACGCAUUCGACAGCAGCAACGUGGAGUGAAGUCGCAUCCCCUCCCUCUGCCCCAUCACCACCCACCCAGGCUCCCUUCCACCCUCCCCUCCGCACCUCCCUCUGCCCCAGGACUCCGAUUCCUUUCAUCUCAUGUAAGAAGAAUAAAAGAGAGGAAAAGAAAAGAGAGAAAGAGAGGAACAGAACAAAAAAGAUAACUAAGGGACAAAG